Molecule: messenger RNA, 1191 nt
Organism: Phaeodactylum tricornutum CCAP 1055/1
Lineage: Eukaryota; Bacillariophyta; Bacillariophyceae; Surirellales; Neidiaceae
Exons: 1
Molecular function (GO): hydrolase activity
Source: RefSeq, a predicted model, not a curated record
GACGCUCUGAUACAUACCCGCCGGACGCUACACCAACGUCCCGAACUCAUGUAUCAGGAAUCCCAAACCUCGGCCAUUGUCCAGAAAGCCUUGACCGAAAUGGGUAUUUCCAAUUUCACCACCGGCUGGGCCGUCAAUACGCAUCCCGAUGUCAUUCCCGGUCCGGGAGGCUACGGAAUUGUGGUCGACAUUGGGACGGGACAGGCUCCCUGCGUCCUCCUCCGUGCGGACAUGGACGCCUUGCCCAUUCUCGAACAGACCACGAACGUGGACGCCUUUCGAUCGCAGACAGACCACCAAAUGCAUGCCUGCGGGCACGACGGACACACCACCAUGUUACUCGGUGCGGCGGCGAUCCUCAAAGGCAUGGAGGCGUCACUGCCUGGGACAGUCCGGAUCAUGUUCCAGCCGGCCGAAGAAGGUGGAGCCGGGGCCAAGCGCAUGCGGGAAGAAGGCGUUCUGAAGCAAGCUCCCCAGCCAUCUUACGCCUUUGGGAUGCACGUGUGGCCGACUUUGCCUUCGGGGGUUGUAGCGACCCGACCCGGACCGCUCUUGGCUGCCUGCGAACGCUUCGAAAUACUCUUGGCCGGGGUUGGAGGACACGCCGCCAUGCCACACUUGACGAUCGAUCCAAUCGUCACCGCGAGCGCGAUUGUCAUGAACUUACAAACCAUCGUGUCGCGGACCAUUAGUCCGCUCGAAUCCGGAGUUUGUAGCAUUACCAAAAUCGAAGGUGGGGAUGCCUUUAACGUUAUUCCGCAUUCGGUACUGUUGCGGGGGACGAUUCGAGCGCUUCGUACGGAAACGUUGCUGAGUCUGCGGGACAAGGUCGAGCAUAUUGUGGAAAGUACGGCGGCCACGCACGGAUGUAACGUGACGAUUUCCUAUUCUCCGGAUUAUUAUCCACCGACCGUGAACGAUCCGGACUUGUACGAGACAUUUGCCAAACACGUGGGUGCUAUGGUAUCAUCGGAAGGAGUCAUACGGGAUACGGAACCCACCAUGGGCGCCGAAGACUUUUCUUUCGUGGCCGAAAGCAUUCCAAGCGCAUUUUUCUUGCUCGGGCAAGGCAGUGGCACGGAUCCGCCUACUGAUUACGGGUUGCAUCAUCCCCAUUUUGCCUUGGACGAAUCGGUUCUGCCGCAGGGCGUCGAGUUGCACGUCAAUUUGGCUCUGCGAGCCUUGCAGAAA